Messenger RNA from Cryptotermes secundus, 2580 nucleotides. RefSeq names its product beta-1,4-mannosyltransferase egh. The record is from RefSeq and is a predicted model, not a curated record. Gene Ontology annotation, molecular function: beta-1,4-mannosyltransferase activity. The transcript has 3 exons. Lineage: Eukaryota; Metazoa; Arthropoda; Insecta; Blattodea; Kalotermitidae. Gene Ontology annotation, cellular component: cytoplasm. Bases 374 to 1771 code for a protein of 465 amino acids.
AAGGACAAAUACCAGACGCUCUGCAUACGAUUCGUCUUCCCCUUCAUCGCUGAGUGUUCUGAUCGUUCUGAUUAUUUUGAAACUCAUCAGUGUACAGUGGCUAUAUAGACGUGAUUGGUCGUUCUGGCGUGUGUCAGUCUGCGAUAGGUUUCUCACGUUUGUUGUUUGCACGUAGGUGAGUUUCAUAAAGCAGGAUAAAAGAUGAGAACCGUGAAGCGUUCGGAAAAUCGAAGUUAAGUGCAAAAAGGAAGGUGCCGGUGUGUUAGGGUGGUCGUUGAUUGUUAUGUGAAUUGUUCAGAUGUGUUAGCGAAGUAGGCGUAGAUGCGUGUGAGUGGUAGUUUGUGGAGUUAGAAUUCAAAUUCUGCAAGUGACGAUGCUGACUGGAAGGACGAAGCACAUUCUUCACUGCAUUCUACUUUUCACAGUAAUUGCUGUAUUUGAAAUUUUCACCGGAGGUGUUCGAUUAGGGAACAGCAGACUAGAAGAAUUUGAUCCAUGGGAUAGGUAUGGAUAUGUUGGAACCUUUGUGCUGUACUUGUUACGCCUCUUAACCUUCCUUCCACUACCGCAGGUGCUUUUCAACUUCGCAGGACUCACACUUUAUAGUGCAUUCCCCGAUAAAGUGACACUUAAGGGUUCACCAUUAUUGGCUCCAUUCCUCUGCAUCCGAAUAGUGACAAGGGGAGAUUAUCCUGAAUUAGUUCGUGUAAAUGUUGCUCGUAACAUGACCUGUUGCACUGAGGCUGGUCUAGAAAACUUUCUGAUUGAGGUUGUGACGGAUAAAGCUAUUGGUUUGACACCACAUAGGCGUGUCAGAGAGGUUGUGGUUCCUCCAUCUUACAGACCAAAGAGUGGGGCUCUGUUUAAGGCCCGAGCGCUUCAGUAUUGUUUGGAGGAUGGUGUGAACAUUCUAGCUGACACUGACUGGAUUGUGCAUCUUGAUGAGGAGACGUUACUGACUGAAAACUCUGUUAGGGGAAUCAUCAAUUUUGUGUUGGAUGGGAAACAUCAUUUUGGACAAGGUCUCAUCACUUACGCCAAUGAAGACGUAGUGAAUUGGGUUACAACACUUGCUGAUAGUUUCCGAGUGGCUGAUGACAUGGGCAAGCUACGAUUGCAGUUCUCCAUGUUCCACAAACCAUUGUUCAGCUGGAAAGGAUCCUAUGUUGUGACUCAGGUGGGAGCUGAAAGACAAGUGUCUUUUGACAAUGGGCUGGACGGAUCGGUUGCAGAGGACUGUUACUUUGCGAUGAGGGCCUAUACAGAGGGUUACUCGUUCAACUUCGUGGAGGGCGAGAUGUGGGAGAAGUCACCUUUCUCUCUUUGUGACUUUGUUCAGCAAAGGAAGCGAUGGUUACAAGGCAUCCUGCUCGUCGUGCACUCAAAAGCUAUUCCUUUCCGAUACAAGCUUCUCCUCGGCAUCUCAUGCUACUCCUGGGUCACCAUGCCCUUUUCUACGUCAAAUGUUGUAUUGGCUGCACUCUGCCCCAUACCUUGUCCCCCUCUGAUGGACUUUGUCUGCGCAUUCAUUGGUGCUGUCAAUAUCUACAUGUAUGUUUUCGGAGUCGUGAAAUCAUUCUCUCUGUAUCGAUUUGGUAUGCUUAGAUUCCUCUUAUGUAUAUGUGGAGCACUAUGUACAAUCCCUUUCAAUAUACUUAUUGAAAAUGUGGCGGUUAUAUGGGGACUUUUUGGUCACAAACAUCGGUUUUAUGUGGUAAACAAGGAGAAUAAACCGACUAUAGAGAAAUAUAUCGCCAUCAAUUCAUGCUAAGAAACAUCACAGAAGCCACGCCAGCCUGCUGUAAACUGUAAGAAUAAGUGGCCGUUGUCCAGAAGAAGGUUGUAACUUAUGGUGUAUUAUUUCUAUUCCAGCAAGUUACUUCGUCCACUGAUCUCAAUAAAAAAUGGAAGUAGACCACACCUUAUCACAGUAACAUCAGCUAAUAUAUGUCAAGAUAGUAAGCAUUUAACAUAGUACCGCAUGUGAUUAAGGAUAGUGAUCUUUCUGUGAUCGCAGCAUGCUUUACCUUAAGUGUCAUUAAUUCAAAAGAAGCAAUUCUGCCUAGCAUUUUAAUGAGAUGAUGUAUCACAAGAUGCAGUGCAUAGCCAUACACUUUGCUCCACAGAAAGUGUAUUGCAAGAUAACAUUGGAUGUUCGGUCCAGUUCUCGCAGAAACAAAAUCAAGGCUGGCGAGUCCAUACUUUCAAGUGCAGCACACUACAUCUCGGCACAUGAGAGAUCACAUUUUCAGUUUCAGACAGGUUAUGUCACCUUUCCAUCAUGUUCACAGUAGGAUUGUUACUGUUUGAUCCACAUCUGUUUGCUGCUCUUCAUACUCAAAUACAUGAAACUGUAUGCUAGUUUAGUAUUUCAAGAACCCGAGCCUCCAUAUGCCUCAUAUUGAGGCAGAUAUAGGUUUCUUGUCAUUUGUUUCUGCCAUCAUAAAUGAACAAUUACAGAUUCUUGUGUUAACUUGUUCUAAUGUACACUGUCCUUAUAAUUUUGAUACAAACUUAUGUAGCAUAUUUUGGGGGGUUAUUAUUCAUGUUUUAAAAUAAAACAAUAUUCUUGAUCGUUAA